Molecule: messenger RNA, 1475 nt
Organism: Sorghum bicolor (sorghum)
Lineage: Eukaryota; Viridiplantae; Streptophyta; Magnoliopsida; Poales; Poaceae
Product: serpin-ZXA
Exons: 2
Coding region: 99-1295 (398 amino acids)
Molecular function (GO): serine-type endopeptidase inhibitor activity
Source: RefSeq, a predicted model, not a curated record
CCCGAAAUAUUCCAUAAUCUCUCUCACGCCACUUUCUUCCUUCCUUCCUCUCUGCUGUGUGCUUGUGUGUCCAAGAAACCAUCACCCCGGAACCGACCAUGGCCACCGCCGACAUCCGCCGCUCCAUCGCAGGCCAGACACGCUUCGCCCUCCGCCUCACCGCCGCGCUCUCUUCGACCGCCGCCGCGGCUCCCGCCAGAAACACCGCCUUCUCCCCGCUCUCCCUCCACGUCGUGCUCAGCCUCCUCGCCGCCGGCGCGGGCCAUGCCACGCGCGAUCAGCUGCUCACCGCACUCGGAGGAGGCGAUGGGCCGGUCGCAGCUGAGAUCCUGCACGCGCUUUCCGAGCAGGUGGUGCAGCUCGUGCUCGCCGACGGGUCCGGAGUCGGCGGUCCGCGGGUCGCCUUUGCCGAUGCUGUUUUCGUCGAUGCGUCGCUGAAGCUGAAGUCGGCCUUCGAGGAGGUCGCCGUCGGAAAGUACAAGGCCGAGACGCACUCUGUCGACUUCCAGGAAAAGGCUGCACAAGUUGCUGGUGAAGUGAACUCCUGGGUAGAGAAAGUGACCUCAGGUCUAAUCAAAGAGCUGCUGCCACCAGGAUCUGUUGAUCAGACCACCAGGCUGGUUCUUGGCAAUGCACUCUAUUUCAAAGGAGCUUGGACUGAAAAGUUCAAUGUAUCUGAAACCAGAGACAGCGAGUUCCACCUUCUUGAUGGCACCUCAGUUCAAGCACCUUUCAUGUCCAGCGGAAAGGAUCAAUGCAUUGCGUGUUACGACGACUUUAAGGUGCUUAAGCUUGCUUACCAACAAGGCGGGGACAAGAGGAAGUUCUCCAUGUACAUACUUCUUCCGGAAGCACGGGAUGGACUAUGGAGCUUGGCUGAAAAACUGAGCUCUGAGCCUGAGUUCAUGGAGGAGCAUAUCCCGACGAGGAAGGUUCCGGUUGGGCAGUUCAAAGUCCCCAAGUUCAAGGUUUCCUUUGGGUUCGAAGCAUCCGAUCUGCUAAAAGGAUUGGGGCUUGAGCUACCAUUUAGCUCGCAAGCAGAUCUGUCAGAGUUGGUUCAUUUGCCAGCAGGACAGAACCUGUGUGUUUCAUCCAUUUUCCACAAGUCGUUUGUCGAAGUUAACGAGGAAGGAACGGAGGCCGCCGCCGCAUCUGCUGCAGUGGUUAUGCUCUGUUCAUUCAGGAUGCCCACGGAUUUCGUCGCGGAUCACCCUUUCCUGUUCCUGAUUCGUGAAGACACAACUGGUGUGCUGCUGUUCGUUGGUCAUGUGGUGAAUCCCCUGCUUGCUCCAUAGACCAUAGUUCUGAACUGCUGACGCUGCGAUCCCAUCCCUUGCAUGCUGACUACAAUAUAGCGACAUUUGGUCGUGUGUAUGCAUAAAUAAGUGGCUUGAUCGAUGUAUGUCAGGUUGUGCGAUGAUACACUGCAAUAAUCAAUAUACAUGGUGCCUGUUUACUAUUCAGAUGUUGGUUAA